CAGGGACUUAUCGAUUUAGUUUUUACAUACCUAUUACAAAUAAAAAUAAAUAAUAUUAAAAUUAAAAGUGUUUAUUUGGUUAAUGCGCGUUAUUUAAACGUAUGAUGGAAGUGGAAUACGACGAUUCCGGCUGGCAGGGCCGCACGAAACAACAAUCCAAUGCCGAGGAGCUGCACGAGGACAAUCCACAAAAGACAAUACAAGAAUGUCUGGAAAAAUUCUUAACGCCGGAUUACAUCAUGGAGCCGGGAAUAUUCACGCAGCUGAAGCGCUAUUUCCAAUCCGGAGGCUCACCCGAAGAAGUGAUUUCCAUGUUAUCUGAGAACUACAAAGCCGUCGCCCAAAUGGCUAAUCUGCUGGCCGAAUGGUUGAUUUUAGCUGGCGUUAAGGUGACCGAGGUCCAGGCGAUGGUCGAGAAUCAUUUAAAGGAAAUGAUUCUGAAAUCGUUCGAUCCCAAGAAGGCGGACACGAUAUUCACGGAGGAGGGCGAGACGCCCGACUGGUUAACCGAGAUGAUUGACCAUUAUACGUGGCGAUCUUUAAUCUAUCGACUAGCUGAAGAAUAUCCGGAUUGUUUGAUGCUUAAUUUUACAAUUAAAUUAAUAUCGGAUGCCGGAUUCCAAAGUGAAAUUACCUCAAUAUCGACGGCUGCCCAGCAAAUUGAAGUCUUCUCCCGCGUUCUCAAGACCUCGAUUGUGAAAUUUCUAAAUAAUCCCGAUGAUGUACAUGGUGCGAUCCAGGAGUGCGCCCGUAUGGUGUGCCAUGGCCAGCAUACGUAUGUCUACUCUCAGGUGUUGAUCCAAGUGCUCAGCCAGGAGCAAAAGGGUGGCUUUAAUAUGAAGCGGCUAUCUCAGGAAAUCAUCAAAUACGCCCUGCAAAAUCUUUACUUGAACAGCAAUCAAAAUGUGACGCCCAUUACGAUGGCCCUCAAUGGUUCGGCGGUGUAUCCGCAGGCGUGUCAGGCUCUUACCUCAAUGUUAACUCGCAAUACCUUGAAUCCGGCGGAUAUAACCGUGCUCUUUCGCAAUUAUUCGGGCUCGGAUCCGCCGCCAAUUGACCUGAUACGGAAUCCACAGUUUUUGGAACUACUCGUCGAUGCUUUAUUCCGUGCUAGUGUCAAAAUCAAUCCGGAGCAUAAGCCCAAAUAUGUCUUCCUGCUGGCCUAUGCCUCGUCUGUGAUUGAUCAGCCGGCAAAGAAACGACCACUCACGGAAAGAUUGUUGAACAAGGAUGAGUUGAAGAGCACGAUUCAGGCAAUUGAAAAGGCCCAUGCGAUUUGUAAUGUGGAUCAGGGCUCAACUGAACUCAUCGCCGAACUGCAGACACUCUACAAUUGCAUUAAAUAUCCCGUUGUUGGCGUUGGUGUAAUCCGUUGGAUUGAAAAUGUUGUUAUGGAACCAUCGUACUUUAAGCUAUCCACAGACAGCUGUCCUACGCAUUUGGCGGUGCUUGAUGAAGUUGCUGGCGUGCAUCCGACAUUGCAGCAACAAAUACUAUUUCUAUUAAUACGCUUGUUCGAAUCAAAACAGGAUGAACUGGAGAUACUUGUACAGCUUGAAAUGAAAAAGAUGAUACUGGAUAGAAUGGUCAAUUUGCUGACACGCGGCUGUGUCGUUCCCGUGCUGAGAUAUAUUAAACAAUGCUGUGCAAUUGAGGACACUGAUAUUUCCCUUAUCCGUUACUUUGUUACUGAAGUUCUCGAGACAAUAACACAUCCCUAUUCCCCGGAGUUUGUGCAGCUUUUUCUGCCGAUGGUCGAAAACGAGGAAAUUACUGGUACAAUGCGCGGUGAAGGCGACAACGAUCCCGUAUCUGAAUUCAUUGUUCACUGUAAGGCGCAUUAUACCACUGUAUAGCAAAUAAUUAUAUAGCAAUAUAAGUACAAAAUUGUAUAUUUAAGUCAACAUUCAUGUAAAGUAAAAGUCCAGCUUUCAAUUUUCAUAUACGUACUAUAUACACUUGAAA
This is a messenger RNA of Drosophila innubila, 1965 nucleotides long. RefSeq names its product negative elongation factor D (gene TH1). Lineage: Eukaryota; Metazoa; Arthropoda; Insecta; Diptera; Drosophilidae. Gene Ontology annotation, biological process: negative regulation of transcription elongation by RNA polymerase II. Gene Ontology annotation, molecular function: RNA binding. Gene Ontology annotation, cellular component: nucleus; NELF complex. The transcript is spliced from 5 exons. Bases 102 to 1856 code for a protein of 584 amino acids. The record is from RefSeq and is a predicted model, not a curated record.